AUGGAGAACUCAACGCAAUUUACGUCAUUUAUACUAGCUGGAUAUAGUGAUAGUGGACACUUAAAGUACUUGUAUUUCAUUUUAGUAACUGUGUUAUACGUCUCCAUAGUUUUUGCGAACACAGUGCUUAUUGUGGUUAUAUGUAUGGAGAGAAGCCUUCAUGAACCCAUGUAUCUGUUUCUGUGCAGUUUGUUUGUGAAUGAGUUGUAUGGUAGCACUGGUUUGUUUCCUGCUCUCAUGACUCAUUUGGUUUCAGAUGUCCAUGCAGUUUCCCCUGUGUACUGUUACCUACAGAUCUUUUGCAUGUACACGUAUGCAUCUAUUGAAUUCAGCAAUUUAGCAGUCAUGUCCUAUGACAGGUACCUUGCUAUAUGUUACCCGCUACAGUAUAACGUCAUCAUGACAUCCAACAGGGUGUGUAUUUUAAUUUGUGUAAUAUGGUUGUACCCUUUUGUAACAAUUGCCACAGCACUGUCUUUAACUAUUCGUUUGCAAUUGUGUGGAAACGUUAUAGAAAAAGUAUAUUGUGACAACUACCUGGUAGUGAAACUUGCCUGUUCAACUUCAGACACGACAGUUAAUAACAUCUAUGGACUCUGUGUAAUUGUGUUGAAUGUCGUUGUCACUUUAAUUACUAUUAUGUCCUCUUAUAUUAAAAUUCUGACUAUUUGUUUGAAAUCUUCCAUCAACGCCAGACAGAAAGCUUUCAGCACCUGUAUUCCUCAUCUGGCCUCAAUGCUCAACUUCGCUUUCGGCUGUUUCUUAACUCUGCUCCAGAGUAGAUUUGAUAGGCCUAUGAGAAAUGUUCCAACUGUGCUUCACACUAUUUUAUCAGUGUACUUUCUGAUGUGCCAGCCACUUUUUAAUCCUAUCGUGUAUGGAGUUAGGAUGGCUAAAAUCAGACAGGCUUUUAAAAACAUACUACCUGUAGGUCUCUACCCUAAAACAUUAACCAAACAUUAG
This is a messenger RNA of Coregonus clupeaformis (lake whitefish), 963 nucleotides long. RefSeq names its product olfactory receptor 11A1-like. Gene Ontology annotation, biological process: G protein-coupled receptor signaling pathway. Gene Ontology annotation, molecular function: olfactory receptor activity; G protein-coupled receptor activity. The record is from RefSeq and is a predicted model, not a curated record. The transcript has a single exon. Lineage: Eukaryota; Metazoa; Chordata; Actinopteri; Salmoniformes; Salmonidae. Bases 1 to 963 code for a protein of 320 amino acids. Gene Ontology annotation, cellular component: membrane.